This is a messenger RNA of Orussus abietinus, 1225 nucleotides long. RefSeq names its product peritrophin-1. Bases 335 to 679 code for a protein of 114 amino acids. The transcript has 2 exons. The record is from RefSeq and is a predicted model, not a curated record. Gene Ontology annotation, cellular component: extracellular region. Lineage: Eukaryota; Metazoa; Arthropoda; Insecta; Hymenoptera; Orussidae. Gene Ontology annotation, molecular function: chitin binding.
CCGGUACUUCCGGGCCAGUGAUGGCCCCUUCGUACUUCGCCGGACCUAAUGGGCCCUUCCUCGUUUCUUCGACCUCUUCCGGACAUCGGCGACUCCUCGUCUCUCCCUCUUCGAGCGAAAGAACGAAAGGCAACUGGAAUUUCCCUGGUUAGGGACGAACGAGAGAACACCGACACCGAGAGACUCUUCCUCCGCGACUUUGGGGAAGCGCCUUCGUACCGGGAAACGCAUCGCGAUCGGGCUUUAUCUCGGCCCGAUUAGGCGAUACCUUUAAUCAUUCCCGACGAUAAAGACACCUGAUAGAGAUUCGCCUUUCGGGUAUAUAAAGUGGGGAAUGCACAAGGUGAGGACAGUUCCGAAUUCUCCGUGGGCCUACCUCUACGUCGAAUCGCAUAACGCAUCUGAAACCAACAUGAAAGUGAUACUCGGCCUCACCUUCUUGGCCCUGGUCGCCAUCACCUGGAGUCUGGACAGCGGCGACGUCCCCGUCGACUGCCCCGAAAUCAACGAGGAGAACGCCACCCUCCUGGCCAACCCCUACGACUGCGGCUCGUACUACGUCUGCGAGACCGGGGAAGCUAUCUUGCUGCAGUGCCCUGACGAUCUGCACUUCAACGACGAGCUCAAAGUCUGCGACUGGCCAUACCGCGCGAACUGCACCGCCGUGCCCAACUCGUAGAGAGGGAGUCUCUUUUCGUCAAAGGGUCACCCCCUGGACCCACCCCGGCAAUGUGCGAAUAAAUCCGAUGGAGUCGUCCGUGCUGGCGAGCGCCACUUUGGGAACAUCGAGCUCGAUGUCAAGAAAUCCAGCAAUUUAGACGCAACAACGACAUCGGGGGCGACACCGCAUCAUCCGGAUCGCGCGAUGCACCCUCCAAAAUAUCUCCCCCUAGUCAAGUACCUCCAAAUCGACGAAUAAUAAAUUCAUGUACAAGUUUAAGGUCGCUGGCCAGCCAUUGCCGUGAAAUUAUGUACUUACUCGACGCCACCCCAUUAUUGGUGAUAAUAAAGGUUUAAUAUGUACUAAAGGGCUUUCCUAAUUUAUCUUACGUUACACAGUGAUAACGUUAAUAAUCGAGACGUUUUUCGAGUAUCUCCAAAUCGAUGAAUAAUAAAUUCACGUCCAAGUUUAAGAUCGCUGGUCAGCCAUUGCCAUAAAAUGAUGUACUUACUCGACGCCACCCCAUCGGAUAUUGGUUAUAAUAAAGGUUUAACAUGUACUAAA